CCCUCCCUGGAUUUCUGGAGUACUUUCCAGGAAGAAGUUAAACAUUCACCUUUAAAUGGAUGACCAUGUCACAAUCAAGAAGAAGCAUCUCCAAAGACCCAUCUUUAGACUAAGAUGCUUGGUGAAGCAGCUGGAGAAAGGUGAUGUGAACAUCGUAGACUUGAAGAAGAAUAUUGAAUAUGCAGCAUCUGUGUUGGAAGCCGUUUAUAUCGAUGAAACAAGAAGACUGCUGGAUACCGAAGAUGAGCUUGGUGACAUCCAGUCAGAUUCGGUCCCACUGGAAGUCCGGGACUGGCUGGCUUCGACCUUUACACAGAAAAUGGGGAUCAUGAAAAAGAAAUCUGAGGAGAAGCCAAAGUUUCGGAGCAUUGUGCAUGCUGUUCAAGCUGGGAUUUUUGUGGAAAGGAUGUACAGAAAGUCCUAUCACAUGGUUGGUUUGGCAUAUCCAGAAGCUGUCAUAGUAACAUUAAAGGAAGUUGAUAAAUGGUGUUUUGAUGUAUUUGCCUUAAAUGAAGCAAGUGGAGAACAUAGCCUGAAGUUUAUGAUUUAUGAACUGUUUACCAGAUACGAUCUUAUCAACCGUUUCAAGAUUCCUGUUUCUUGCCUAAUUGCCUUUGCAGAAACUUUAGAAGUUGGUUACAGCAAGUACAAAAAUCCUUAUCACAAUCUGAUCCACGCAGCGGAUGUCACUCAAACUGUGCAUUGCAUAAUGCUUCAUACAGGCAUCAUGCACUGGCUCACGGAACUGGAAAUUUUAGCAAUGGUCUUUGCCGCUGCCAUUCACGACUAUGAGCACACGGGAACCACAAACAACUUCCAUAUUCAGACAAGGUCAGAUGUUGCCAUUUUGUAUAACGAUCGAUCCGUCCUUGAAAAUCACCAUGUGAGUGCAGCUUAUCGACUUAUGCAAGAAGAAGAAAUGAAUGUCUUGAUAAAUUUAUCCAAAGAUGACUGGAGGGAUCUUCGGAACCUAGUGAUUGAAAUGGUUUUGUCUACAGACAUGUCAGGUCACUUCCAGCAAAUCAAAAAUAUAAGAAACAGUUUGCAGCAGCCCGAAGGGAUCGACAGAGCCAAGACCAUGUCCCUGAUUCUCCACGCAGCAGACAUCAGCCACCCGGCCAAAUGCUGGCAGCUGCACCACCGGUGGACCAUGGCCCUGAUGGAGGAGUUUUUCCGACAGGGAGAUAAAGAAGCUGAAUUAGGGCUUCCAUUUUCCCCGCUCUGCGAUCGGAACUCAACGAUGGUGGCCCAGUCACAGAUAGGUUUUAUUGAUUUCAUCGUAGAGCCAACAUUUUCUCUUCUGACAGACUCAAUAGAGAUCAUUAUUAUUCCUCUUAUAGAGGAAGACUCAAAAACGGAAAAUUCUUACGGAGCAAGCAGACGAUCGAAUAUGAAAGGCACGGUGAACGAUGGAACCUACUUCCCAGACUACUCUCUUGCAAGUGUGGACCUGAACAGCUUCAAAAACAACCUGGUGGACAUCAUCCAGCAGAACAAGGAGAGAUGGAAAGAGUUAGCUGCUCAAGGUGAACCUGAUCUUCGUAAGAAUUCAGAAGGUCAAGGAAAUGCUGGAGAAAAAUGUGCUGAUACACAUUCAUAGGUUUGAAACACCAUAAAGGCUUCUGUCAUUUUUAACAUGAGAGCUCUGAGGAACAGGUCAUUUAGAUCGUCCUUGUUAUUUUAAAUACAUGGGAACAGAAUGAGAGGCAGGACUAUUGAGAAGCUGUGAAGUCCUAAAACGACCAUGGAACAUCAGAGCCUUGGCCCUGUGACCUGCUAAACACGUCAUCAUAACGCUCAUCGUUCACUGGAAACCCACAGUGAAAACUGUCCUGGAAAGCAGGGGACCAGCCUGCACCCAUGCCUGGGGCUUCAACGCACUGACGCCUCACCACAUGGGCUCCAUCAGCAC
Messenger RNA from Miniopterus natalensis, 1912 nucleotides. It is a transcript of the gene PDE1A, whose product is annotated as phosphodiesterase 1A. Gene Ontology annotation, biological process: signal transduction. Lineage: Eukaryota; Metazoa; Chordata; Mammalia; Chiroptera; Miniopteridae. Gene Ontology annotation, molecular function: 3',5'-cyclic-nucleotide phosphodiesterase activity. The record is from RefSeq and is a predicted model, not a curated record.